GACCGAAGCGGCGGGCCGGGGUUGGCCGGGACUGGAGAAGGAGGGACGGAGCGGGAGGAGGGCACAGGGGGCGGGGAGGGGACCCUGGAGGAGAGAGGUGGCAAUGUCUCUCAUCCAAGCGUGCCGCAGUCUGGCUCUCUCAACAUGGCUGCUUUCCUUUUGUUUCGUGCAUCUGCUCUGCCUGGACUUCACCGUGGCGGAAAAGGAGGAAUGGUACACCGCCUUCGUGAACAUCACCUAUGCCGAGCCGGAGCCCGGGGCCGCGGUGGCGGGCGGCAGUGGCGGCGCCGAGCUGCACACGGAGAAGACCGAGUGCGGACGGUACGGCGAGCACUCGCCCAAGCAGGACGCGCGCGGCGAGGUGGUCAUGGCCAGCUCGGUCCACGAGCGCCUGGCUUGCGACCCCAACACCAAGUUCGCCGCGCCGGCCCACGGCAAGCACUGGAUAGCCCUCAUCCCCAAGGGCAACUGCACCUACAGAGAUAAGAUCCGGAACGCGUUCCUGCAGAACGCCUCAGCUGUGGUCAUCUUCAAUGUGGGAUCCAACACGAACGAGACUAUCACCAUGCCCCAUGCAGGUGUGGAAGACAUCGUGGCUAUAAUGAUUCCUGAGCCCAAAGGGAAGGAGAUAGUAAGCCUGCUGGAAAGGAACAUCACUGUAACCAUGUACAUCACCAUCGGAACCAGGAACUUGCAAAAAUAUGUGAGCCGCACUUCGGUUGUGUUUGUCUCCAUCUCCUUCAUUGUCCUGAUGAUCAUUUCCCUCGCAUGGCUCGUCUUUUAUUAUAUCCAGAGGUUCCGAUAUGCAAAUGCCAGGGACAGGAACCAGCGCCGACUGGGAGAUGCAGCAAAGAAAGCCAUCAGCAAGCUCCAGGUCAGGACCAUCAGGAAGGGCGACAAGGAAACAGAGUCUGAUUUUGACAACUGUGCCGUCUGCAUCGAAGGGUACAAGCCCAAUGAUGUGGUCAGGAUCCUGCCCUGCAGGCAUCUUUUCCACAAGUCCUGUGUUGACCCCUGGCUUCUAGACCAUCGCACCUGUCCCAUGUGCAAGAUGAACAUUCUUAAAGCCCUAGGGAUCCCGCCCAAUGCCGACUGCAUGGACGACUUGCCCAUUGAUUUUGAGGGCUCUUUAGGAGGCCCACCAACAAAUCAGAUCACAGGUGCCAGCGACACAACAGUAAAUGAAAGCUCAGUCACUUUGGACCCUGCUGUGAGGACUGUGGGAGCCCUGCAGGUAGUCCAGGACCCAGACCCUGUGCCUCAAGAGGGAGAAGCCAUCUUUACAACUAACAGUGAUCAAGAGCCGGCUGUGAGCAGCGACUCCGACAUCUCAUUGAUUAUGGCACUGGAAGUGGGACUGUCUGAUGUAGAACUUUCCACUGACCAAGACUACGAAGAGGUGAAGUCUUGAAAUGGUACAAACAGACGAAAGAAAACCCAGGACCCAGGGGGGACAGGAAGGAAGCAUGCUCCGGGACUUGAACUGGAUACACAGCCUUCAGCUCAUCACGGCAACCCCAGGGCUCUCUGUUCAAGGGUAGUAACGAAAGCAAUAUCCAAAGUUUCCAGAGUCAGGAUGCGGGUUCCCACCUCUGCAACAAUCGUGGCCUUGGUGUGGAAAUUGAAAGCUGGAUCCCUCCGCGUCGGUGCAGACACGCG
Phodopus roborovskii (desert hamster) is the source of this 1659-nucleotide messenger RNA. RefSeq names its product ring finger protein 150 (gene Rnf150). The record is from RefSeq and is a predicted model, not a curated record. The coding region runs from base 104 to 1411 and encodes 435 amino acids. The transcript has 7 exons. NCBI's taxonomy places the organism in Eukaryota, Metazoa, Chordata, Mammalia, Rodentia, Cricetidae.